This is a messenger RNA of Orbilia oligospora ATCC 24927, 843 nucleotides long. RefSeq lists its product as uncharacterized. Lineage: Eukaryota; Fungi; Ascomycota; Orbiliomycetes; Orbiliales; Orbiliaceae. The transcript has 5 exons. The coding region runs from base 1 to 843 and encodes 280 amino acids. The record is from RefSeq and is a predicted model, not a curated record.
AUGGCAGUGAUACGAGAACCCCCCGCCUAUCGGAUUAUAGACAGCAAUUCAGCCCGUCUUCAAGAAAGGUUUGCCAACUUUUGGGGUAGCCCGGUGACGUUUGCGUCGAUGUGCAGCCCGGAGUUCGCAAAAAUGAUCUCGGGUCUUUUCCAUGUCGAUUCACAGCAAAUCGCAUUGAUGGAUGAUAUGACCAGCAAUGCCGUUAUGGCUUUCAGUGCCGGCGAUGCAGCUUUGACACAGAGCCCACAUUGGCCUGUAUUCACCAAAAUGACCCACUCACAUGCUAUGAAGGCAAUGACCCUCUUGAGAGAUCGCCUUAGAUAUACAUGGCCGCACCUAAACGAUGCCUCUGUUGUUCUAACGGCCUUUAACCUUUUUUGCUACGGGCUUUGCGUUUCCGACUCGUCAAUCCUCCAGUUUAUGACCGCGAUCAUUCAAACCUACCACAAGUAUAAUAGCGGGUUUCCCCUAAAUGCGGAGAUUGUAACUGGGGACAAUGGAUUUUGGAUCGUCAGACUAUUUAUGGCGAACAAUCCUGACGACCGCGGUUUAAUCAUGCGAUAUGAUACCAACACCUUCGAACGCGAAAGAGAGAUGUUCGAAGAUAAAUCCGGAUUCUAUUAUUCUCACCAGAAGAGAAGAGGAUCAAGCCCAGACCAGCCAGCGACGCCAAUUCUAGCUAGUAAUAUUGACCCUGUGGUUACGUUGACAGUCUCGGAUAUUGCCGCUGAGGUACAUGUGCCGGUUAACCCUAGCAGCCCUUACUCAUCCCCACCGAGCUCAAGUCAAUACGAUACCGACUCGAUGUUCGUCGACUCGGAUGAAAGAAUAUGGGACAUGUGA